Neurospora tetrasperma FGSC 2508 is the source of this 293-nucleotide messenger RNA. RefSeq lists its product as uncharacterized. Bases 28 to 207 code for a protein of 59 amino acids. The record is from RefSeq and is a predicted model, not a curated record. The transcript has a single exon. NCBI's taxonomy places the organism in Eukaryota, Fungi, Ascomycota, Sordariomycetes, Sordariales, Sordariaceae.
UCGCCCAGAUUGGCAGAUGGAAACAUCAUGACAGCAUACACCUACACUACGGGGGAAUACCGCGGUGCAAAAAUUUUGGGAAUAUGGGAAACAUCAAACGGUGGCUUUUUUUCAACAAACUUUACGGUCAACGGCGUUUUGGAUCAAAUAUGUAGCAUGCAUGGAUGGUAUGGCAUACCGGUUGGGAGGCACAAACAGCAAGUCUGACUUACUUUGGACUUGAUCAUCUUUAUGAUUUUAAUCUCCUCCUGAUUUUAAUCUCCAGAUAAUGAUAUAAAAUGUUAAUUACUUUU